ACAAAAUGUAUAAUUAAUUGCAAGCCAUGGAGAGUAGCAAAAUUAGAGCAGCCUCAAUUGCCUUUCUACUUGCUCUCCUCUGGAGCGGAGCAACGGCGGGAAGCAUAAGCGUAUACUGGGGCCAAAAUAGCAACGAAGCAACUCUUGCCGAAACCUGCUCAAGCGGCAAUUUUGCAUUUGUGAUGCUCUCCUUUCUCAUCACAUUUGGCAACGGGCAGACACCGGUGCUCAACUUGGCAGGCCACUGCGAUCCCCCCUCCGGAACAUGCAAAUCGCUCAGCGCCGACAUUAACUCCUGCCAGUCCAGCGGCGUAAAGGUGUUUCUCUCCCUCGGAGGAGACCCCAGCUACGCAAGCUACUCAAUCGCUUCCACAGAUGAUGCGCAGAACGUUGCCACCUAUCUGUGGAAUAACUAUCUCGGAGGGCAGUCGGACAAUAGACCUCUCGGAGACGCCGUUCUGGAUGGCAUAGACUUCGACAUCGAAGCCACGACGGAGCACUGGGACGAUCUGGCCAGGGCCGUGUCCGCUCUAACCACCUCCUCCUCCAAGAAGGUCUAUCUCAGCGCCGCUCCGCAGUGCCCCUAUCCUGAUUCUCACCUCGGAACGGCCUUGCAGACGGGUCUGUUUGACUACGUGUGGAUUCAGUUCUAUAACAACCCCACCUGCCAGUAUGCCGAUGGGGACGCUUCUAAUCUGGUGAAUUUCUGGAACCAGUGGACCACGUCUGUUGCCACCGCUCAAACACAAGGCAUCUUUCUCGGCCUUCCCGCCUCCUCUGAAGCUGCUGGCGGUGGCUUCAUUCCUACAGAUACACUCAUCUCCAACGUGCUGCCUCAGAUCAAGACCUCCUCCAAUUAUGCAGGAGUUAUGCUGUGGUCCAAGUACUACGACGAGAAAACCCAGUAUAGCUCGGCCAUUAAGGCUUCUCUGUGAUACAAUCCAUUUCAAUUCCCACGCCUAGCCUACUAAAUAGUAAAUGAGGCCAUACCUGUCUGUAGUGCCUACUUUGGCCAUCACUGUAGUAACGUUUGAGUAACGUUUGAGCUUAAGUAAUGCUUAUUCUGUUUGUCUUCAAAUC
Cryptomeria japonica (Japanese cedar) is the source of this 1080-nucleotide messenger RNA. Its product is annotated as acidic endochitinase. The coding region runs from base 27 to 935 and encodes 302 amino acids. Gene Ontology annotation, molecular function: chitinase activity. Gene Ontology annotation, cellular component: extracellular region. The transcript has a single exon. NCBI's taxonomy places the organism in Eukaryota, Viridiplantae, Streptophyta, Pinopsida, Cupressales, Cupressaceae. Gene Ontology annotation, biological process: carbohydrate metabolic process. The record is from RefSeq and is a predicted model, not a curated record.